Cuscuta epithymum is the source of this 6189-nucleotide messenger RNA. NCBI's taxonomy places the organism in Eukaryota, Viridiplantae, Streptophyta, Magnoliopsida, Solanales, Convolvulaceae. The record is from the annotation of a GenBank genome assembly.
CUUCACCUUUUUCUAUCUCAAGGAAGAGGGAUUUUAUAGCCCUAAAAUACCAAAAAAGCUAAUAGGAAAAUAGAAACAAACUACUAGCGUAUUAAUUAAACAAAACAACAAAUAAUAAUCCUACGCUCAAAUUAGGGUUCCAAAUCAAACAUGCUCUCACAUUCCGUCUUAAAUCCCCCGAUCUGAAACCAUGAUUGACCUUCUUCCCUUCAACUUUUUCGAUGCCAGGUGCGUGGGUUUUAGGAUUCUGUUUGUAAUUUUGUUGAAUUAUCUUUUUAUGUGCAUGGUUUUCGAGAAGUGGAUCAUUUUCUACUGUUGUUGUUGUUGUGUGUGGUGGUUGUCUUUGGCUGAAUCACUGCUUACCUCUGUUAAAAUUUGAAUUUAAAACUAUGCUUUACGGUUACAGUCUUACAGAUCCCAAUUUAUCGAUGUUGAAUGUGCAUGAAGGUAUGUGAAAAUUUGCAUGUGAUUUCAGUGAUUCUUUUUGGAGCCAAUGAGUGCGGAGAAGUUGGGAGGUUUGGUGAAUUUGAAGAAAAAGAGGUCAUUGGAUCUUCUUACAUUGUAUCAGCCCGAGGUUGAUAACAAGAGAAGGAGUAAUAGUAAAGGGAAACGUAAAGAAGAGAAAGAGGGAAAUGAGGUUAAGAAAAAGAGGAAGAGGGAAGCUUUAAAUGUGGUGGCUUCAGCUAGGUUGGAUCAGGUAGAGAAAAAAAGUAGUAGAGCAGAUGAGGAAGGUGCUAAUGGACUUGACAUGCAGCAAUCAAUCCAAUCAUAUGAAGGACCUGUUAGCAGCUGGAAUGGGAUUUCAUAUUGCCUGCUGGGUGAGAAUGGUGAUCCUGUUAGGAUUCCCAAACGUCCACGCAACAUUUUCUGCCACAAAAAUUCUCAAACCCAGCCAGGUUCUCAGUCAUUGAGGUUGUUGGGUUCGGUCAAUAGUAUCAAGAAUUCACAUGACGAAGCAGAAGUGUCAGAUGAUUUUUAUCUGCCAAAACAGCCAACAUCAUCGGGCAGUAAUGCCAGUGGUGGUGACCGGAUGGCUAAGUCAAGUAAAGCUCCUACAUGUAGUGUUGUUUCUGACAAUCCAAAGCCGAAGGUGGGCAUUAAUCACCGUAAGGGACGUAAGAAUGCUCAGCUGCCAAAGAAGCCAAGCUUAUUAGUAAAUGAACCCAGUGGUGAUGAUGUUUUGGCUAAGUUGGGUAAACAUGUUGUUGGAGAUGCUGUCAAUAAGAAGUUAAAGAUGAAGAUGGGUGUUGUUGAGUCCAUUGGGCAUAAGAAUGCUCACCUGCCAAAGAAGCCAGGCUUAUCAGCAAAUGAACUCAGUGCUGAUGAUGAUAUGUCUAAGUUGGGUAAACAUUUUGUGGGGAAUACUGUUAAUGAGAAGUUAAAGCAGAAGGUGGGUGUUAAUGAGUUUAAGGAGCGUAAAAAUAGUAAACUACAGAAAAAGUUAAGCUUAUCAGGAAAUGAAGCCAGUGCUGCUGACCAGAUUGUUAAGUUGGGUAAAGUUUCUGCAGGCAAUGCCAUAAAUGGGAAGUAUAAGCGGAAGGGCGUUGCAAAUGAGUCUAAGGGAAGUACGAAUGCCAAGGCUACUUCAGCUCAGCACUCUAUGGUGGAAGUUGAAGAGCUUGAUAAAAAUGCUGAUAUAUCUUCAAGAAAGUGGCGAAAAUCUCAUAGGAAGAAAAAAGGUUUGCAAUCUGGGGGCAUUGAUUCUGUAAAGCAUGUUGAGCCUCCAGAAGAUGUUGCAAGUCACUAUUCUGAUGAUCUUCAAGAUGAUGAUGAUGAAGAAAACCUUGAGCAAAAUGCAGCCAGGAUGCUAUCUUCUAGAUUUGAUCCUCGCUGCACAGGUUUUGCUACAAGCUGCAAAUCUUCUGCAUUAUCAUAUUCAAAUCAGCUAUCUUCUCUUAUCUCCUCUCCCAAAGAUCUUACUACUCAAGAUGCGAACUCUUUAGCAAGCUCAGAGGCUGCUUCAAAAGAUUAUAAAGAGAAGAGUGUUCCAAGGAAACGCCGCCAUUUCUACGAAGUUCAUCUAAAGGACUUGGAUGCAUAUAAGGUUUUGAAUAAAAGGGUUCAAGUAUUUUCCCCAUUAGAGGAGACUUGGUGUUGUGGCAUUCUCAAGGCCUAUGAUCAGGACAAGAGGCUCCAUCAAGUCAAGUAUGAUGGUCAAGAUGAUGUUUGGAUCAAUCUUGAAGACCAAAGAUUUAAGCUCCUUCUUUUCCCAGGCGAACUUCCUGGGAAGGACAAAUCAAGAAGAUCUUCUAAGGCAAGUACAAUUGUUUGUAAAGAUAAAUUAGACGUGGAUGUUGAUGAAGACAGCCACUCAGGGAGCUAUUUGGAGUCUGAGCCCAUAAUCUCAUGGUUAGCUCAUCGAAUCAAAUAUUCUUCUAGGACAUCGAAGAAACAGAAAACAUCAGAAGAGUCUUCCAUAAUUUUGUCAUCACAAUCUCAUGACCAAACUGAGGAUACGAAAGACAAUAUAGGUUUCUCGGAUACAUAUGGGAAGAAAUCAGAACAUGUUCAUGAAUUGCAGAACAUUGAAACUGAUGUGGGAAAGAAUGAGGAGUCUUUGAUCGAAAGUGAUAGCGUGUCACAGAAUAAAGUAACAGUUGUUUAUGUGCGAAGGCGAUUUCGGAAGAAACCAGAGUGUGUUCCUGAAUUGAUUCUUCUGGGUUCACACAACGAUACUUUGUUAUGGUCUCUUGAUGAUGAAGGCAUGCUAAGCUUAAGUCUGCCAUUUAUAGAGUCCAAACAGUUGACUUAUGGUAUACAUCUACCAGCUUUAUCUUUUAUUCAGCAUGGUGCAGAGUACAUCCAGUUGUCUCGUAUAGUGUCGUUGCUGCAAUAUGGUGCCAUUGUGACAAAAUGGCCAGAGGUUACUCUAGAGAUGCUUUUUGUUGAUAGUUCUGUUGGGCUGAGGUUUCUUUUGUUUGAGUGUUGCCUAAAGGAUGCUAUGGUUAUCACUUUCCUUGUUAUGUCAUUGUUUAGUAAACCUGAUGAACACUUGGAUCUUGAAGAUACCCAGCUGCCCGUUACUUCUGUAUGCUUUAAAUUUUCUAGAGUUCAAGAUCUUAAGAAGCAGAGAUCAUUUGUAUUCUACAGAUUUUCGAAACUAGAAACCUCAAAGUGGCUAUAUCUGGACUCUAAGCUUCAAUAUCGCAGUUUAAUGGCUAAGUGUCUCUCUUUGUCUGAAUGCACAUAUGAUAACAUCAAAUCCCUUGAAUGUCCAAGUAGUCCGUUUUCAACAUACAACCGUCCAGAGAAUUUGCAAAAUAAGUGUGUGCCGUGUGGUUUGGCCAUGGGCAUCUCCAAAGAAUCCUACCUUGUCAGGAUGUGCCAUCCAACUUCUACCUCUAAUUCAAAACUUGGACAUAUUCAAUUUUCUCUUUCAUUUGCUGCUGUACCUGCUCUUUUCUUUAGUCUGCAUCUACACCUGCUCAUGGAACAAAACUUUGCUGAUGUUGGCCUUCAAAACCAUAAGCCUUCAUGUUGUUCACUUUUCAGCUCUGGUAUAACUUGCCAGCAUGUGAUACAUGAUGCCAGCCAGGGGAAGAAGUUCCAUGGAAAUGUUCCCGAAACAACCUUAAAAAGCAAUGUGGAAUCCUUGCUCCCUUUAGCUACUUCCAAUGACAUUGAAGGGUUGGAGAAGAAUAAUUCCACUGACCGCAAAGGGUUGGCCAAGAAUGCUUCUAGUUUGGUUCUGUCUCAAAUGAAAAUCUGUACUAGUGAUCAACGAUCAUACCCAGUUGUUGAUUUUCCACAUCCUGAUCUAGACCAUAUUAAUAUCGAAAUUCCUUCACCAGAUCAAGUUGAUCAGCCUUCCGAUGGAAGAGGACUCUUUUCUGGCUUUCCCUCAAGCUAUUCAUUUCAUGACAACCAAAAUAUGUUACUUUCUUCGCCUGUGGGAGAACUUUCGCCGGUGUGGUCGGAUGGGAAGAUGGGUUUCAUGCGCACUGGAUUUGCUAGUGGCCCUAAGAAACCAAGAACACAGGUCCAUUACACGUUGCCUUCUGGAAGUUAUGAGGUUGGAUUAAGAAACAGAAACCAAGGACAAAAGACUCUUCCUUACAAACGGAUCAGGAGAGCUAGCGAGAAGAAGAUUUUAUAUGGUGGCUGUAGUUCUGAAAGAAAUUUUGAGUUGUUUGGAUGUGAUGCAAAUGUGUUGGUCACCGUUGGAGACAAAGGAUGGAGAGAAAAUGAUGCACGUGUGGUUUUAGAAGUUGCAGAUCACAAUGAAUGCCGGCUUGCUGUUAAAUUUUCCGGAACCACAAAGUACUCAUAUAAGGUUCAUAACAUUUUGCAACCUGGGUCAACUAACCGCUUCACUCAUGCUAUGAUGUGGAAAGGGGGAAAGGAUUGGGUUUUGGAGUUUCCUGACAGGAGUCAAUGGAUUCUGUUCAAGGAGAUGUAUGAAGAAUGCCACAAUCGUAAUAUCCGUGCUGCUUUGGUUAAGAACAUCCCAAUUCCCGGUGUUCGCUUGAUUGAAGAAAGGGAAGAUGAUGCAACUUCCACCCCAUUUACUCGCAAUUUUACUAAUUACUUUCGUCAGGUUGAGAGUGAUAUUGAAAUGGCGAUGAAUACUUCACAAAUCUUGUAUGACAUGGAUAGUGAGGAUGAAUGUUGGCUCUCUGCCAACCAAACUUCUUCAAAAUCUAGAGGAUAUGAUGAGAUAUCAGAUGAGUUAUUUGAAAAAACGAUGAACUUGUUAGAAAAGGUGGCUUAUACUGAACAGCGUGAGAACUUUACAUCAGAGGAGCUAGGGGAGUUUAUGGCAGAAGUAGGUUUUAUGGAAGUGGUGAAAUCUGUUUAUGAACAUUGGAAGCUUAAAAGACAGAAAAGUGGCAUGCCUCUAUUGCGUCAUUUCCAGCGCCCGUUGUGGGAAAGGUAUCAGCGACAAGUGAAAGACUGGGAGCAACAUGUUUCCAGGGCUAUCGCUGCAAAUCAUGUGAAAGCACCUCCGAUUGAGAAACCACCCAUGUUUGCCUUUUGUUUGAAGCCUCGAGGUUUGGAAACCCCUAACCGAGGUUCAAAACAACGUUCUCAGAAGAGAAUUUCAGUGCCUGGGCACAACCAUAGUGCCCUGAGGGAUCAAGAUGGUUUCCAUGCCUUUGGGAAGAGAAUGAAUGGAUAUGCAUUUGGAGAUGAAAUGGAUGUGUAUACAGGCAACAACCAUGAACAACCCUUGGAAGCUUCUUCACCUUGUGAUGCUUCAAGAAGGGCCUUUUCUCCAUGCGAUGCCAGUGGAUAUAUCUCUUUGAGCAAUGACGGCUUUGAGUGGAACCCCCACCCAAAGUUUCAGAGAAACAAAUCAAAGAGGAUUGGGACGUUUGUGCCAGCUGGCAACCCGCAUCUGGUUUCUUCUCAUGACAGGAGAACCACAAAGAGAAACGGUUUUCAUCCACCCGAAUGGCCCAGCCCGAAGCUCUAUCAACAGUUUGAUACCCCAAACGUUCCGGAGUUGAGGCUUCGUGACGCGUCCUGUGCAGCCAAACACGCAUGCCAUGUGGCAAAACAGAAGCGGGAAAAGGCACAUAGGCUGCUUUAUGUGGCUGACGUGGCAAUCCAGAAAGCUGUGGUAGCUCUCAUGAAAGUUGAUGCAAUGGAAGCUUUUGCCAAUGAUUAGAUUUAUUUCCAAUGUCAAUAAUAUGUGAUUCUUUGGGGGUUUUAGUUCCUGGGCCCUCAUGCCACAUUUGGCGGCUAUACACAGGUUUUCACUCAAAUGGGUUUUCAUCUGAUUCCAUCAUUGUUCAUAAAAUAUAGUGUAGAUUCCUGACAUGAUGGGCGGAGCGGAGCAGUCAUUAUCAUCGUUAUCAAGAGAGUUUUUUAUUCAUUAACCUUCGGUCCCUUUUUGCACAGUACUUUUUCACCAGGAACACUUAAUUUCUGGUUUGUUGCACGACUGGUUUGACUGCUGACCGGGUGGACCCAGUUUUGCUUUUGUAGCUUGCUUGUACAUAAUGGUGUUGCAUUGUGUGUGUGUGUAUGUGGCAUCUUUAGCUCAUGGGUGUUAAAAAAAAUAUCCUCAAAACUGUGCAUGGUGAAUUGAUUUUAGACGGGGCGUUGAAGUGGGGUUUCCUCUUUUUUUGCGUGUAAUUCAUUGGAGCACGUUUAGUAUUGAAGAAACAAAAAUAUUUGAUGCAAGUAAAUUUCUGGUAAAAUGUUCAUCAUAGUCAGUGUGUAUGUAUUUGGUUUGAAAGGCUG